CGUUACUAAACCGCCAAAAGAGGAACUCCAGAAAACGAGAUUAUAUGGGUUAAAACAGAGCAGAAUUCUGCAAAACUCGAUAACUUUCAAACUGGAAAGCGAAGCCCGGGAUCUCAGAAGAAAUGAAAGUUGCAUUUGUAGUUUUCACCCUGUUCCUGUGCAGUGAAGGCUGCCCUCGCAUCAUAAGCCGAUCAGAGUGGGGAGGACAGCGCUCAAAGUGUACCUCAUCACUGAAACCACCCAUGACGUAUGCCUUGAUCCACCACACGGAGGGCAAACGCUGUUUCAGCACCUCUUCCUGCUCUGCUCAGAUGAGGAAUGUCCAGAGCUACCAUAUGAAUAGCAAAAAAUGGUGUGAUAUCGGUUACAGCUUUCUUAUUGGCGAGGAUGGAAAUGUGUAUGAAGGUAGAGGGUGGAAGACCUUGGGUGCCCACACACUGAAUUACAACAGUGUUGGCUACGGCAUCUGCUUCCUUGGAAACUUCAUGGGUGUAGCCCCUGGGGCACAAGCUCUUAACGCUGCUCAGCAGCUCAUCAAGUGUGCCGUGUCCAAAGGGCUGCUGAAGUCCAGCUAUAUUUUGAAAGGUCACCGGCAGCUGGGAUCCACCGACUGUCCAGGAACCACCCUGUAUAACAUCAUUAAGAAAUGGCCCCAUUGGCAAUGAAGCAAGCAGGGCCUUGGGGGCGACAUACAGCUCUUGCGCAAAUGCAUCUUGUGUGAAGAUUUGCAGAAAUUGCAUAGCUUGUGAAACUAGUUGUUUAAGCAUUGGGUGAUCUACACUGUCUAGCAGAUCUAAAACCCCUGUCUGUAACAAAUUUGCUUUAGGUGCAUGUUUUGUGGUUUCUAAUUGUAACUGCAGUAGACAAUUUAGCGUUGCAGGAAGAAUAAAAAUGCUUUAUGGCAGAAGA
Messenger RNA from Polypterus senegalus (gray bichir), 909 nucleotides. RefSeq names its product peptidoglycan-recognition protein SC2-like. The coding region runs from base 123 to 665 and encodes 180 amino acids. The record is from RefSeq and is a predicted model, not a curated record. Gene Ontology annotation, molecular function: peptidoglycan binding; zinc ion binding; N-acetylmuramoyl-L-alanine amidase activity. The transcript is spliced from 5 exons. Lineage: Eukaryota; Metazoa; Chordata; Cladistia; Polypteriformes; Polypteridae. Gene Ontology annotation, biological process: peptidoglycan catabolic process; innate immune response.